UGUUACUAAAGGAGCCUCCUAGAUGUUACCUUGAUAAUUAUCGUUAAAAAGUAAAAGUAGUUAUUAAACUCCGUUGAAAAUCAAUGUGAUGUAUAGUCAGUAUCAAGACAUUGCGUAGGUUCAACUAGCGAACAGGUGGGAUUAAAACAGAUUUUGUUUACCUGUCAAAUCAAAAUGUUUAGAAAGUGUUGUUUUAAAAGUAUAUCAAAUAAUUUUCUAUUAAAUAGAAAAUAAGUGAACUAGAAAGUUUAUCUUUAAUAGCAUUAAAGUCAGUGAAACGUUUACUUUAAUCAACAUACCUACGAAAAGUUUUUAAUAUUUUUUUGGGAUUAACUUCAUAAGACGGAAUUAAAUUGAUGCUAGUAAUGGACAUUCAUACUUUCAUCAUAUUCAUACUUCUUGGUGUUGUACAGACUACGAUUGCAACGCCACCCAUUUAUAGUAUUGCACUAGAGGAGAGUCUGAGGACCGAGUUAUUUACGAGCUACACAGCACAACAAAGACCAGACAAAAAAGUCCGAGUUGGCAUAAGAUUUCAUCUUUUAACAGUAAACGAUUUGAAUAUAAAAGAUCAGACAUUGUCAUUAUCUGGAUACUUGACCAUCGAUUGGUGGGAUUCCAGAUUACAAUGGAAGAACACAAGCAGUACGUCACAGGAUUAUACAAGCAUCAAUUUUCUAUUUGCCACAGAAGAGCAUGUUUGGAGACCAGCAAUUAUUAUAGAAAAUGGGGUUGAUGGGAUUUCUGUUAUCAGCGACACCGCUGUGCCAAUGAGGAUAGCACAGGAUGGUAGAGUUAUAUGGAACCCAGCUGGAGUAUACAAAAUUAAUUGUGAGUCGGAUACCAAGUAUUAUCCUAUGGACACACAAGGAUGCUAUUUGAAAGUCAGUGCAUGGGCAUAUACUCAAGCUGAAAUAGAACUGUAUUUCAAAGUAGAGCCUGUUGAUAUAAGCUUUUAUGCUGAAAAUGGAGAAUGGGAUUUACUCUCAGCAGAAAGUUUUAAAGCUGAAGCACAAACUCGAGAUGGUGAUUCAUUCUCUUCAGUGUUUUUCUUGAUCAGACUUCAGCGACGUCUUUUGUUUCAUGUUGUUAACACUUUGUUUCCAGUAGCUCUGAUGGCCAUUCUGAUAGCGUUUGUGUUCAAACUGCCAGUUGAUUCUGGUGAAAAGAUUGGGUUUUCUUUAACUGUUCUGUUAUCAUAUGCAGUUUAUCUUACGCUGAUUUCGGACAAUAUUCCCAGUACAUCAAACACUGUCUGCUAUUUAUCGUUGUACCUGGCUUUUAUAUUGCUACUUGCUACUAUUGCUGUCAUUUUAACUACAUUCGUGAUAAAUCUACACAUGCGUACAGACGAUGAAAGAAUGUCAAACUCCUUAAAGAAAUUCACUUCAAAUUACUUAAUAAAAUUUGCCUGUUGGAAAAACAAGUGCUGUCAUAGGAAGAACAUAGUGGAUCAUGAAAGGUUGGACUUACAGAUUUACAAUAUAAAAGGCACACACCUAUCAGAGAACAAUAAUAGUCAUGACAAUGAGACCGAACACAAGGAAGGGUCAAUAGAUCUAACAUGGAAGGAAUUAUCAGAGAUUAUGGACAAAGUAUUUUACAAUAUAUAUAUGAUCCUCAUUGCAAUAUCUACAUUUGUAUUAUUUGUGGUAAUAAUAUUUGGGUAUAACAAUCCAGACACUUCAUAACACGAGUGCAAUGAUUGACAAAAGUAUUUUUAAAAACAACAUAUAUAUGUCUUAUUUCUGGAGUUACAAUUCACACAUAUGAAUACAUUUUAUUUAUUUUUGAUGAAUGUUAAAUAUUUCUUGAUAAAAAUUGCUUGUUUAUUACUCCUCAUGAUCGUACAAUUGGUGUAAUAAAAUUUUCAAUAAUAAGUCCAUACUUUUAGGUGUGAUUGCUAUUGCAAGGUGUUAACAUCUUAAAGUUUGCAUAUUUAUGGACACAAAAUAUGUUUCAUCGCUUUGCCUUCUUUAAGUUUCAAUAUAUAGCAUGUUACCAAUAGAAAGUCAUUCAAUAAAUUAUGCAGAAGGGAAAUUCAAAACAGUAAUAACAACAUGAAUGCAUCAAUUUGACCACCAUAUCUAUUUAGAUCCAUUUCAGUCAU
Messenger RNA from Mytilus trossulus (common blue mussel), 2110 nucleotides. RefSeq names its product acetylcholine receptor subunit alpha-like 2. Bases 357 to 1691 code for a protein of 444 amino acids. Gene Ontology annotation, molecular function: excitatory extracellular ligand-gated monoatomic ion channel activity; transmitter-gated monoatomic ion channel activity involved in regulation of postsynaptic membrane potential; transmembrane signaling receptor activity. Lineage: Eukaryota; Metazoa; Mollusca; Bivalvia; Mytilida; Mytilidae. Gene Ontology annotation, cellular component: plasma membrane; synapse; neuron projection. The record is from RefSeq and is a predicted model, not a curated record. Gene Ontology annotation, biological process: chemical synaptic transmission; monoatomic ion transmembrane transport; nervous system process. The transcript has 6 exons.